Solanum dulcamara is the source of this 803-nucleotide messenger RNA. RefSeq lists its product as uncharacterized. The record is from RefSeq and is a predicted model, not a curated record. The coding region runs from base 360 to 803 and encodes 147 amino acids. The transcript has 2 exons. NCBI's taxonomy places the organism in Eukaryota, Viridiplantae, Streptophyta, Magnoliopsida, Solanales, Solanaceae.
AAUAGACCAUCCAGCAAUUGGAGGCCCAUUCAUGGUUGCAACACACAUGCAACAUCCCACAACAAGAUCACCAACAACCAACACCCUACAACACCUUGAUGAAUCACACAACAACAACAACAACCAACAGGAAUCUGCAGAACACCAUCAACCAAUGGAGUGCAAGCCUUGUUUGAUUGUUUUUGUGCAGGUGUAACAAAUCGAUCAACUUCCAACAGUCAGCACUCACUAUGGCUGUUUCUCAACAAUGCAAAUACAGCAGAUGAGGAAACCAAACAACCCCUGCUGGAGCAACUGUUGGAACCAACAAGAUCUCACUACUCUUGGACCCCCCCCCCUUUGUGUUUGCUUGUUUGUUUAUGCAGGUUGCUGGAGCAUCAGAAGCUGCAAACUCUAACAAGCUGCAGUUGCACAAGCCAUGUACUAUAGCAGCAGCAGCUGACCUGAAAGAUCUUCAACCAUUUCCAGCACACAACAACAACAACCCUAAAUCCCUUGCAGAUACCAGAGAAACAACAGCAGUACUUGUUUGUGGUCCAACUGAUUCUGCAGGUCACACAGAAGCUCCAUAUGCAUCAACAACAUCAACCAUUCAACAGCAUCAGCAACAACAUAAGCCAAAAGCAACACACAAUUCAGUAACAGUCAGCAAAAUCUCAACAAUAUGCAUCAUGCAACAUCAAACUGAUCCCACAUGUUACAGUAUGAUAGCAUAUGUAGCAACUACAGGCCUCAAGAAGUCACAACCCAAACGGAUAACUGGAGACGUUAGUCGAGCGACCUUGAAAAAGUUAGCUGACUGA